AUAAACUUACAAAACAAUUGUUACAACUCCAUAUAGCUAAUACCUGAACUAAACCAAAUUAAUUAACCCUCUCAUCUCUCUGUUUAUAUUCUUAAUUAGUCUUUUUUAGAGUUCCCACAUCGAUGGAGAUGUUAAAAUUUUCAACUAAACCUUUAAGAACACCUCAUUUUCAUAAUCAUUUCUGGGUUCCUCAAAAUUCAAGAAUUCUUGGUGUUUAUAACAAAAAGGACCGCACUUUUUCAUUUACUCGUACUUGUAAGCUCAAGACUUCAAAAGGGAAGAAAACGAUCAAGAAAAAGAUUGUUCCUGGCAAUAUUUCUUCGCCGGACUCCGGCGGAGCGCCGCCGCUUUUGGAGCGGAAGAAGGCGGCGGAAGGAACCACUAGGAUUAAUAAUGCGGAUGGUAAAGUGGUGUUUAAGAAAGUGCACAAAAGGGUAUUGGGAGUUCUCUCUAAUUUGCCUUUGGUAAUUGGUGAGAUGUUUGCUGCUGCUGGUUUAAUGGCCUUAGGAACUAUCAUUGACAAAGGCGAGGUUCCAGAAUUUUACUUUCAGAAUUUUUCUGAAUUUACCCUUGGCCUUGAUCACAUGUUCUCGUCCCCUAUUUUCCUGGGGUCGUUGGCGAUACUAGGUGCAUCAUUGAUGGUUUGCACAAACACAACACAAAUUCCCCUUCUGAAGGUAGCAAGAAGGCAGCCUUUCUUGAAUUCAGCUGAGCCACUUCAAAUGCAAGAAGAUGCAGACACUCUGCCAAGAACAUCGGUUAAAGACUCGGCUGUCAAACCGCUAGAAGUUGGAUAUGAGGUAUUCUUAAAAGGGCCAUCUCUUCAAGCAUUUAAGGGGUUGGCAAGUCGACUUGCUUCAACUGUAGUACAUUUCGCGCUGCUGCUUGCAGUGUCUGGAGGAGGAACUCUCAGUGCAGCAGACAGUUUUGGAGGGGAUGUAAUUGCACCGCAAUGGGUUCUAUCGACUCUUUCUGAUGCUUUUAGUACUAAGGUUCAUGUCAAUCGAUCCUACUUGGACUACGAUGAAAGCGGAGAGGUCUCAAAGUUUCAUACUGAUAUUUCCCUAUUUGACCUUAACGGAAAGGAAGUACUGAGGAAAACCAUAAGUGUCAAUGAUCCCUUAAGAUCAAUACAAGCUGGUGAUCUGCAAUCAACUAUUCUUAACGAUAAAGAAGGGGAAUUUGCUGGAGUUAGACAACCGAACUCAAAGCUUCAAAUUGAGAUUGAUGGAACAAAAAUUGUCACUGUGGACGCAAUUGGUAGUACCAGCCUGGACCUAAAGACUGAUCCAGGAGUACUAAUAGUCUACGCUGGUUUUGGUUCUCUAAUGCUUACAACUUGCAUUAGUUAUUUGUCACAUGCACAGCUCUCAGCCUUACAAGAUGGAAAAACUGAGGUGGUUGGUGGUAAGAAUAAUCAAGCCAAGGGCGAUUUUCCGGACACUGACGAUCGCUGCUUCGUCGAUCAAGUCCCUGAGUUAGUUGAAUCAUAUUCUUCUACAGAAGAAUCUGAUAGUUUCAUUGGCUUCAGAAUUCAAGUUGGAAUUUGGAACAAGAAAGAUUUUUGAUAUGCAAGUAGCUGAUGUUAGUACACCAGAAUGAGAAUGCAGAAGUCAAAAGAAUUGAUCACAAAAUCUUGAGUUGAUAAAGACACUGAUUUUGGAUUUAAUUCAUUUUCAUGAUAGGACAAGUUAUAGAUCAAAUUCUUGACCAAUGUAAAGUUAGUAGUACUAGUCAUUCUCAUUAGUUUUGGUGGUUGAUAUUGGUAGUUAGGGGUAUUACAGGUGUAUAUAUUAAAUCAGUAUGUAUAGGAUUAGGACCCUUUUACAUUUCUAAAAGUGUUUUUUUGCCUUAAAUAGAAAGAGUGUAUAUGUACACGUAAAUGGUAGUAAUAUUUGUUUGUACAGA
Messenger RNA from Nicotiana tabacum (common tobacco), 1908 nucleotides. RefSeq names its product cytochrome c biogenesis protein CCS1, chloroplastic-like. Lineage: Eukaryota; Viridiplantae; Streptophyta; Magnoliopsida; Solanales; Solanaceae. The record is from RefSeq and is a predicted model, not a curated record.